AUGAAGCACAAUUAUUUUCUUCUGCUUCAACUGAUUUUGUUCCUACAUCUAUUCAGGAGAAUCGCUUCAAAAGUGGAAUUUACAAAUAUCAAAUGCACCUCCCUGGAUAAGGAGUUCGAUGAUUUUGAAUAUUGCCAUCUGAAGUCGGUGAAUCGGAGCUACAAAUACUUUUCGCUGAAAGCCAAUUUGUAUAAAAUUCCCAUCACCAAAGUCAAAGUUAAUAUUGCCCUGCUCAAGCGAUAUAGCGGCUACAAGCCAUUCCUCUAUAACUUUACUGUGGAUGCAUGCAAAUUCCUCAAAAAUCGAAAGUCAAAUCGCGUUGUUGCCUACUUUCAUGAUCUUUUUCUGGCCCACUCCAAUAUGAAUCACACCUGUCCCUUCGAUCACGAUCUUCUGGUUGAAAAGGUUUCUAUCGACUUUAUCAACAAGCAAUUUACCGAAGUUCUACCCUUUCCUACUGGGGACUAUCUUUUCCAGUCCAAUUGGUUUGCUUACGACAUUAAUCGAGCUGAGGUCAAUGUAUACUUCACUCUCUCCUAA
Molecule: messenger RNA, 540 nt
Organism: Drosophila subobscura
Lineage: Eukaryota; Metazoa; Arthropoda; Insecta; Diptera; Drosophilidae
Exons: 4
Coding region: 1-540 (179 amino acids)
Source: RefSeq, a predicted model, not a curated record